Molecule: messenger RNA, 2023 nt
Organism: Coccidioides posadasii C735 delta SOWgp
Lineage: Eukaryota; Fungi; Ascomycota; Eurotiomycetes; Onygenales; Onygenaceae
Source: RefSeq, a predicted model, not a curated record
GAACUCGCAAGGGCCCUCGUCUUCAUGCCCGUUGCUUUCAGUGGUUUUCCUGGUGAAAUUCGGGACAUCCCCGCCGCUCCGCCAUGAAGAUCCCCCGGUCCAUGCAGCCACCAACACAGAACCCGUUCCAAUAUUCUCCACCCAGCCCGACCUGCCUUCUUGGGCUGGAGCCCUCGAUCCAAUCCAAUGAGCAGGGUCUCUUGGGUUGCAUGGCUGAUUCUAUCCCGCAGCCUGGGAGGUUCUCCCAGACGGCUGAUGUGUUGCUUUCCAGGCCACCACCACAGAAAUAAAACGGUGAGUUAAAUUAAUUCAUCUCAACUGUAGUUCCCAUAUAUCCAUCUUUAGAGAUAUAGCAAGCGGCUUUCCCACCUCGUUAGUACAGAAAUUUCUCAUCUUUUCUUUUUACUUCGAUGCAAUGGUGAUUUCUGUGCGCUCUCUGCUGCAAUGCAUUGCAUCCGGACUCUUCCUGAUUCCGCUGCCUGCAACCGUUUGUGCAGGUAUGUGACAAGCUAAAUGCUUCGAAUAAAGCAUUAAUUUAAAUCUCACAUAGUUGGUUUGGAAGGCGUAUUCUAUGAGAAUUAAGGAAGUGAACGACACCUUGCAUGUCGUCUCGGAGUUGAACCCGGAUGCCGUUGAGACCGCUAAAGAGCUUGACCGAGAGCGACACAGAGAGAAUAUCAGAGGUCCUUUGCAUGGUUUGCCGAUUCUACUAAAGGGUAACAUCGGUACUCGUGACAAACUCCAAACCAGUGCUGGCUCUUAUGCUCUUCUGAAUACGAAACUCCCCGAGGAUUCAACCGUGGCAAAGAAAUUACGAGAUGCCGGUGCAAUCAUUUUGGGAAAAGUAGGGCUUUCUGAAUGGGCGAAUUUCCGGUCUACCAACAGCACCAAUGGAUGGAAUGCAUAUGGAGGUCAGGUCACUGGCGCUUAUUACCCUAAUCAGGACCCCAGCGGAAGCUCAAGCGGUAGUGGAGUGGCAUCCGAUCUUGGUUUAGCCUGGGCGACUCUGGGCACAGAAACAAGCGGAAGCAUAGUGUCUCCAGGCUCAUCUAACAAUAUCGUCGGGCUUAAGCCAACAGUCGGCCUGACCUCACGGUACCUUGUCAUUCCAAUCAGCGCCCAUCAGGACACGAUUGGGCCUAUGACGAGAACGGUCAAAGAUACAGCUGUGCUUCUCCAAGCCAUUGCAGGGAAAGACAGAAAUGAUAAUUACACCUCUGCUAUCCCGUUCUCCAAUCUACCAGAUUAUGUUUCGGCAUGCAAACUCACUGCGCUAGAGGGAAAGCGUAUCGGCGUUCCAUCUAAUGUUCUAGAAUCAUUCGGCAAAAACCCUACAAACAAACCUGUUCUAGAUGCUUUUCGCUCUGCGCUUUCAAUCAUGGAGAGCGCAGGGGCUAUAAUUGUUAAGGAUACUAAUUUCACUGCCUAUCAAGAAUUCGUGACUAGUGACAUCCCUGGCAGUGUCCUUAAUGCAGAUUUUAUCAGCGAUCUCGCACGCUACUUCUCCCAGCUGGAAGCUAACCCGCAAAACAUACACAGUCUGGCUGACGCUCGCAAGUUUACUCAGUCCUCGCCCUUCGAGCAAUACCCAAACCGCAACACUGAGAUUUGGGACCUCGCCCUCGAGCAAGGAUUCAACAACACCUCCCCUGAAUUUUGGCCUUUGUAUCAGAAGAACCUCUACUUCGGUGGCGAAGGCGGCCUCCUUGGUGCUCUUGAGCGACAUAACCUUGAUGCUACGGUGCUUCCAACUGAUGCUGCCUACCCGGUUCCCGGUGUCAUUGGUACCCCAGUGAUCAGUGUGCCGCUUGGCGCGUAUCCCGAAGAUCAGAAAGUUGAGCACGAACCGCGUAGAGAACUCGUUACAGUUAGCCCUGGCUUUCCGUUCGGAAUUGGUUUUAUGGGAAAGCAUUGGAGCGAGCAGGAAUUGAUUGGCAUGGCGUAUGCGUUCGAACAGAAAACCAAGGCCCGGGCUGAGUUGAAGAGGUACAUUGAGCCCAAGUUCGAGCUGAACCAUAACUAA